Caenorhabditis sp. 36 PRJEB53466 is the source of this 537-nucleotide messenger RNA. NCBI's taxonomy places the organism in Eukaryota, Metazoa, Nematoda, Chromadorea, Rhabditida, Rhabditidae. The record is from the annotation of a GenBank genome assembly.
AUGGUCCGUUUCGUCUUCUUUUUUGCGGCUCUUCUCUUCAUGGUCCCAAUGCUCAUCAAUUCGGCGCUGAUCGACAAGGACCGCGGUUUUCCGAAGGGAAAAGGCAGUUGCGACAAGAUCUUCAUGGUAUACAUCAACAGUAUCUGCCGAGGAAACGCCGAAAAAGGUGAGCCGAGGGUGAUCUGAGCGGGACCAAACUUGGCAAACUUCUUGGACUUGGGGGUUCAAGUGUUUUGGGUCCAAGUUUCAGAUGGAUCCAAUCAUCUGGUCCCGAGAUAUGUGGAUUUUCGCAAAAACUUGGUCUGAUCGGCUAGGAUCCACAAAUAUCUCGGGACCAGAUGAUCGGAUCGAUCUGAAACUUGGACUCAACAUACUUCAACCCUAGUCCUAAAAGUUUGCAAAGUUUGGUCCCGAUCGGAUCAUUGCAAGUAGGCUUUUUCAGAAAUCGUUUCGGAAGUGGCCAAGUACUGCUGCGUGAACAGCUGCAAUGAACACUUCAUCAUAGCCAAGACUUGCCCGAUCUACGCUUCGGACUAA